This is a messenger RNA of Rhineura floridana, 2965 nucleotides long. Its product is annotated as kinesin-like protein KIF20A. The record is from RefSeq and is a predicted model, not a curated record. Gene Ontology annotation, molecular function: ATP binding; microtubule motor activity; ATP hydrolysis activity. Gene Ontology annotation, cellular component: kinesin complex; nucleus; microtubule. Lineage: Eukaryota; Metazoa; Chordata; Lepidosauria; Squamata; Rhineuridae. Gene Ontology annotation, biological process: microtubule-based movement. Bases 181 to 2622 code for a protein of 813 amino acids. The transcript has 20 exons.
AGGAGGAGCAUGGCAGUCUUGGCUGGAGCAGCAGGGAGUACAAUAUUUAUCUUUAAUAAUAGAAGAAAAUAGUUCUUCGGUGUUUGUAGAGAAAGCAAAACAGAGGAAGAGGUUUGUUAGUGAAGGAGCAGUUACUCCAUACAUGCACAGCGCCACUCUUCUGUAUGCUGGUAUUAACUAAUGAAUUGUCAGGAAAGACAUGGAAUAACCCCACCAGUGUAUGGUGUGACGGAAUUGAUGUCUAAUGGGAGUUUACCUACGGACAUUUUGCCUACGGACAUGCCAGAAGUAUCUCAUGCCAGAGACCAGCAGGAAGAAGAGCAGAUGUAUCAGCCACUGAAAGUAUACUUGAGAGUGCGACCCUUCUCUAAGGCAGAGCUUGAAAACAAUGAAAAUCAGGACUGUUUAAUUAUUGAAAACCAAGAAACAGUAACUCUUCAUGCGCCUAAAGAAUCAGUCGCGAUGAAGAACAGUGAAAAGGGAAUUGGACAAUCUGCACAUCGGUUCACAUUCACACAGGUUUUUGGGCCAGACACAUCACAAAGUGAAUUUUUUGAAGGCACAAUGAAAGAGAUAGUAAAACCUUACAUCGAUGGAGUAAAUGGGCUCGUGUUUACCUAUGGUGUUACUAAUGCAGGCAAAAGCUUCACAGUUCAAGGCUGUCCAAAAGAUGGUGGUAUCCUUCCUCGUUCUCUCGAUCUGAUCUUUAACCAUGUAAGAGGAAGACAGUAUCCAAAGAUGAACUUAAAACCAUGCUUUAGUAAUCUUAUCAAGAGGCUAAAUGAUAUUCAGGUUAAGCAGGAAGAAUCCAUCAAAGUUGCACUUCUUGCUUCUUUGAAAGAGGAGACUGAAAACGCUUCAAGGUCUACAGCAACUUCGGGUGCAUCAGACUCUUCUUCUAGUACCUGUAGCUGUAACUCAUCAAGUUUUACUUUGAAUGAAUUAGAUUCUGAGGUUUUUAGCAAGUGUCAGAGAACCCUAGCAUCCAUAUGGGUUUCUUUCUUUGAAAUCUACAAUGAAUACAUCUACGACCUACUGGACUUACUGCCAGCAUCGAAAAAUCAGAAGCGUAAAGUUUUAAGGAUCUGUGAAGAUCAAGGAGGAAACUCUUAUAUAAAAGACUUAAAAUGGAUCAACAUAAAGAGUACAGAUGAGGCUUGUAAAAUUCUUAAAAUAGGGAAUAAGAACAGAAGUUUGGCAUGUACCAGGAUGAACCAGCAAUCAAGCAGAAGUCACAGUAUAUUUUCUAUUCGACUGCUCAGCUUAAGCGAUGAGAGUAUGCCACGUGUUCUUGGAGUCUCUGAACUGUCUCUGUGUGACCUGGCUGGAUCAGAACGAUGCCAUAAAGCACAGACCUUUGGAGACAGACUUAAAGAAGCAGGCAAUAUUAACAAUUCUCUUCUUAUACUUGGAAAAUGCAUUGCAGCUCUAAAGCAAAAGCAAAAUCCGAAAUUCUUCUCAAGAUUAAGGCCAGCCUACAUUCCCUUCAGAGAGAGUAAGCUAACCCGCCUGUUUCAGCCAUUCUUCUGUGGUAAAGGCAAAGCUUGCAUGAUUGUCAACAUUAACCAGUGUGCUUCUACAUAUGAUGAGACUUUGCACGUAAUGAAAUUUUCUGCUGUAGCAAAGCAAGUUAUUCAAACAUUUCAACACCAAAUCUUUGAUUAUUUCCCCCCAAAAUAUAUUGGAAGGGAAGAUAAGCCUACAGUGCACUUUGAUGACAUAUCUGCUGAUCAACUUCCAGAGGAUUCUUGUAUCUCCUCUGAAGAAGAGGAAAUAGAUAUAACCAUUAUGAGCCAUGAGGAUCUUUUGAAAACAACAGAGAUCCUGAAGGGCAAGCUGAUUGCAGAGAGACAAGGCAAGCUACUUCUUGAGGUGCAAAUACGCAAAGAGAUGGCUGAAGCAAUGUUUCAGCAAUUGAUGGAAACGGAAGAAGCCUGGAGUAAGCGCUUAGAAGAUCUGAAAGAAAGCUAUGAAGAAAAACUGGAGAGUAAAUUUGAAAUGUACAAGGAAGCCAUAAAGAAACACGCAUAUAUGUGUGCAAUGGAACAAAUUGAAGAGCAUUAUGUUCCGAUAGAAGAGUUCAUAGCUGAACAAGCAAAGGUUGAGGACAGAGAGAUGAAAAUACUACAGUUGAAAGUAAAACUUGGAGAACACAAUGCCUUGCCUUUGGAAAGUCCCAAUUCUGACUUUACAGAAAGGAAAAUUAAUCCAGAUAUUAAAUGCAAUUCUUCAGAUGCUUCACAGAGACAGUGUGAUGAGAGAGAUGAGCUAAUAAAAUCAUUGAAGUUACAAAUAGAGAAAUUAAAUGAAAUGUUGCAAAACUCCAAUGAAGUUUGCAGAAAAGUAGUGGAGGAGAAUAAUCGACUGAAGCAUAUGAUGCUGCUUAAGGAACAAGAAGUCAAAGGCCUUCAAAACUGGGCUAAACGUGGCCAUGAGCUUGAAACCACAGUCUCUUUUUUACAAGAGGAGUUGGAUGAAAGCAAAAAACUCCUAAGUGCAGAUCUCAAGUAUCAGAAAUCCAAGAAGGGCUUUUUUGCAAAUCUGAAAUAUACUGUAGCAGACAUUCCUAAAACACUCAAAGAUCUAGAAAAACCUGAGGCAUCUACAUGCUCUCACAAGUGAUGUCAGCAGCACAUAAAAUAAAGUCAUAACUUCCGGGAGAAGGUUAAUGCAGCUACUGAAUUAGUCAAGGCACUGAAUUGGUGGGUGAUCAGAAGGCAAAAGCACUGAAGGCAACCUAAAUAUUUCUCUACUUUGAAAGGAUUUGUGCUCCUUUAAAUCCUGUGAUUGAAUUGCUUUCCUUGUGUGAAGGAGUUCGAUGGAAAUGUGUAAACCAGUUAUUUUAUGCACUUGCUAAUAAAAAUGUUUACCAAUACUUGAACAGUGAUAGUAUGUAAACACUUACCUAAGAAAGCACAAACUUAUUUAAAGCAGUAUGCCAACAAGGAAAGCUUUUAACAUAUUU